Messenger RNA from Symbiodinium natans, 6621 nucleotides. Lineage: Eukaryota; Dinophyceae; Suessiales; Symbiodiniaceae. The record is from the annotation of a GenBank genome assembly.
AUGAAACAGCUCGCGAAGGAGUCUGUCGACGAAAUGAAGGCACAUCAGUUUUCCAUGGGUCGCCGGAUAGCUCAUGAGAUGAAGGAACGGCACACGGUCACCAAACAGUACAUCGCAUGCCACUCAAAAGCGAACCGACAAGCUGUUCUGGACAGCCUUGACCGCAUGAUGCAGCAACUUGGCAACCAGUUUGCUUCCGUAGAAGCUGACAUGCUCGAAGGUUUUGACAACGUGUCGCUCCGUUUGAGUGAGCUGGAGAACCGCCUCAACGCAGGCUUGAGCGAAGCCGCGGUAAAUGCCAUGCAGAAGAUAGACUCACUUCUGCGGGAGAGCGAAGUCCAACAGCAGACGUUUUUGUUGGAAGCCUUGUCAUCUGCAGUUUCGAACAUUGAUCAGAAACUUCAAGAACAGACAGCCGACAUUGCCGAAAUUGUGCAUCUCGAGGUGGGGGCAGCCUUAGCAAGCAUGGCCGAAUCGCAGCGCGAGAGCACUAAUGACGUCGUCGCAGCCCUUGGCGACACAAGCAAUGUCAUCUCUUCAAGGGUUGACGACAUCAGUGGUAGCGUCCUAGACAUUUUGCAGACUCAGCAGGCGGAUUGGCCCGACAUGCUGAGCAGGCUGUCCACCACCAUCUCGCGGGAGCUGGUCGCCCAGGCGGAUGCAGCGGAGGUCCGCGCAGCCAGCCGCUCGGAGCAGCUGGAGCAGCUUCUGGCAUCUGCGAUAGAGAGCUCUUCCUCCGAGAACAGGGCCUUGCUUCAGAGCCUCCGAUCUGAAGUGGUCAAAGGUCGAGCAACGGCCAUCACAGCAGUCCAGGAGGUUGUGAACAACUUCCGCUCAGAGGUCUUGCAGGCAAUUGCUACUCCGAUGGAGCUGGUGCUCCGCAGUACCGACAGCAUCCAGGAAGGAAUGGCACAGGGCUUUGCGGACAUCGCUUCAGAUAUGGACACCAUGUCAGCCGAGGUCCAGCAAAACCAGCAAGCCUUGCUUGCUCUCGUGACGCAGUCCGAAGGGGCGAUGGUGAAGCUAGAUGGAAUACAGCAAGGUAUUGCCGCACUUAGUGCAGAAGUCGCUCGUCUGAACGCGGACGUGCUGGAAGGCCAGAGGCGCUUGACAGAGGCAGUAUCCGUCCUGAACGCCCGCUUUGACACGUUGUCUCACCUGGUCGAGGACAUCUUGCGCAAGCAGAAGGACUUUCACCUCAGCGAGAUGUUGGAGCGCUUCAGGACCUCGUCAAUUUUGAUUGACGGAGCAUUCCUAGACUUCGCUCAGGUCUGGCUGCCCAACAUGACUGAGCAGGCCCGUGCUGUGAAGCAUUCCCUUAAUGAUUAUGUCGAUUGCAAGGUGGGCAGAAAAGCGUUUGCGGGAAAGCUUCGACAGGAGCUGAACACAAAGGCAUAUCUCCUGAGCCAGCUGCAGGGUCACUGGAGCACAGCGCGUGACCAGUUUGCCACGCUCGCCAGCAUCCUCGUCGAGAGCCAGCUGCUGAAAUUGCAUUUCGAGUCGGCGGCCCUGCUUGUGACACAGGAGGAGAUGAAGGCUCUCCAUCGCCAGCUUGCGCCUGUGCCUUCAGAGUUCUGCAGCGUGCUGCUUGGCCCAGCUGCUGCGAAAGCAAUUCGCUCGCUGAUCUUGCAGAAGCUGCAGCAGCCCUUGUCCCUUGCUCGGCGCGUCAGUUCAAUCUGGAAGCAGGUGUUAAGCAUGGCCAGCGAGCAGCAGAGCAUGGGCCGAACCGUAGGGACCGCUGACCUGGAGUAUGUGCGCACGGCCUAUGUUGCCGUACUGAAGGAUCUCAUGCGCCUUCGUGACAGGGUCAUCGAUCCCACUGACAGCAUCAUGCGGCAGUUUCACGUGCAAAUUCUGGAUGUUCACCUGCCUCAGCUGUGUCCUGCCCCUCCGGCCUGCGUGUCCCAAGUCUUCAUACAGCACCAGGAAGCCCGCACAAACGAGCUCGUCGCCUGGCGGAGAGAGCAGGGGUCUCUGACCGUGGUCAGGCGGCCAUCAAAUCUGCUCAAGCUGCAGGGCAUGUUUGCCUGGAACGUGGAUGCAGCAGACGAGUCAACAUUUCCAGCGCAGCUCCCGCCGGAAUUUGCGCAAUCCGUAUACCUUUGCGAAGGCACAGGCGCGGACCUCCGUGCCCACAGGGCUGCGGAUGCAACGAAUGCCAAUGCGUCCAUCCUCGCUGAGGCCUUCCGCUUCUGCGGCCUUCCCUUUUCGUCCAUUGACAGCUCCGAGCCCCGCUGCAGUUCGAGCAGCUAUGGCGCCUUCCCUGUUGACAGCUGGACGCCUGGCAGUGGAGUCAAAGACGAUCUUUUCUUGCAGUGGGAGCUGGAAGCCCAAGAAGAAGGCCUUACGGGUGCGGCGGCUGUUUGCGGAAAUGGCCAGGCGGAGUUCGGAGAGGCACAGAUUGCACACGCCUGCGACGAGGGAGGCCUAUCGACGGGUGGCUGUCUCGAGUGCAAAGCCGUUGCCGAAGGCUGGGAGUGUCCCACUGCGGGCCCAUGCCAGGCACGCUGUGGUGAUGGGCUGGUGUUCCCCAGCGUGGAGGAGUGUGAUGACGGUGGCCUCCUCUUGGGCUGCACAUCUGCCUGCAAGCUAGCGGAAUGCCAAAGAGUUGAGGCAGCAGCCCGACCGCUUGGAGAGGAAGACAUGGAGAUGGAGACGUUGUGGAUGGAAGCCUACCGCAUGCCUUCCCCGCCAUCCUCCGAUCUGCUCGCCAUGCAAGGCUACAAGCUGUGCUUCAACUUCUCCGGUCCCGACAGUUCCGUCCCCAGAAGUGCCUUUGCAGGCUGUGCUGGAGCAAGUCGCCUCACCUUCGUUGUUGCCGGACGCAAUGGCAGUGAUGCCGACAUGCCAGAAGUUUAUUGGGACCGCAUUGAUGUGGACUUUGGCUCCGAAGUCUUCGAUGCAGAGCCAGGAACAGUGCGCAGUUCUGGGCCUCAUCAGCUUCGUGUGCGCCAGCAUGGAGAUGGCGAACUCGGUGACCACGAGCUCAUCUUGAGCUGCCGAGUUGGGUUUGAGGUUUGGGAUGCUUGCGUCUUGUGGGCUGUUCGGGAGGGUAGCCCAGGGUCAGCCAGGACCAGGCAUGGUGAAAGCACAGGAGCAGAAGCCAGGUUUUUGAUUUAUACGGCGCCCGAGAAUGCAGAUUGGAGAUGUGACCAGCGCAGUGUUCCUCACUGCGGCGACGGCCGCUUGACUGGGCAGGAGGACUGCGAUGACGGGAACAAAGAUGACGCCGAUGGGUGCUCCGAGAGAUGUACCGUCGAAUCUGGCUUCCUCUGCCCGUUGCCUGGGCUGCCUUGCUAUAAGGCAGUUUGCGGCGAUGGCGUCGCAGGUCUUCCAGCCUUCUCCCCUAGAGUCAUGAUGAGGCAAAGGUACCAGGUGGUGCUAUACCACUACUGCCAGGACUUUGAAGGCUUCUUUACUGCGGAAAGCUAUGAUUGCUGCAAGCAGGGUCCCCGCCCGACAGACUUUGCAUGUCAGUCACGGGAUGCGGUGUCUCCUGUCCAGCAGGCAAUGAGGUUGCGCGGCCACGGCGCCCGAUGGCUGCAGCCUCAGGCCGUGGCCUUUGCCUACGAGGUGGGGGUGAUGGAGCUCAAAGGCCCAGAGCAAGAUCAAGCGUUCCAGUGCACUUUGGGUGUGGAGUGCGUAAUCGAGGUGGAAGGACAUGGGUUGGGACAGGGCAGCGUGCUUCUGCUGGGAAGGGAGAGCUGUCCGCUCGCCUGGCGCAGCCUAGCUCAGCUGGGUGCCGCCCAGCUGCGGGUGAGCAGCAGUGGUGCAAGUUCUGGGGACGAGUGCUUCUUUUACAUGAAGCCCUUGGAGUCAGACGGGUCACACGACGAGGCCGAGGUGGAAUUGAUGACGGGGUCCGGCGGCGUGCAUGCAAUUAUCUUUUCAGGCCACGUCCUCCAAAACACGGCUCGGUCCUACUCGGCUGCGCUGGAUGCACUGACGCCCUACGAGCUAGCAGCUGCCAUUCAUGCGCAGCCGCCGGGCACGCUGGUUGCCGUGGCUGUGGCGGGCAACGCUCAGGACACCUUCCGAGACGAGAAGUUCCUUUCAGCUUUGGAAUAUAUAGGUGCUAAGUCACCACGCGCUUUCGUUUCCGGAGACUCCUAUGCCUUGGUCGGGUUGGCAGCCGGCCCAGCUUUGGCAGAGAGCUUGGAACCCAGCAACGACACGAGCCUCCAAGUCUUCGUGCCCAGUCCAUUGCCGCAGCGGCAGGUGAAUGAGAUUGGGGCCACCUCUUUAGGCACUCUUGUGCAGGGGGGCGGCGCAGACUAUCCACUUUGCUGGAGCUGGCAGGGUGUCGGCGACUUGGUGCACAUCGGAAGCUUGCAGGUCUUGGGACCGGGUCCUGACCGGCAACAGUGGCAAUGCAUGGCUGGUGAACCUUGUUUUUUGGAGCUCACUGGUUCAGGCUUGACGCUGAGCAGCAGCCUUGUGAUUGGCAGGCACGGCUCCUUAAGCUGCGAAAUGGACUCCGACGAAGCGGAGAAUGGCUUGCAGCUCGAGACUUUCCCAGAAAUUGCAGGCACCGAUGGGGCGUCAGCCAAGUACCACAUUGGCACCACUACACGCCGUACGGCGCCUCACUUCUCCAUUUGCUGGCGCGUGUCGCCAUCGGCCGUUCCGGUGGUCAUUGGCGCUCUCCUCAUCUCGGAGACCUCCUGUGCAUUGACCUCCGAAUCGCAAGAUAGGUCUUUGGUGCACAACUGCUCGGACAUGAGGUUUCUGGACACUUGCACGAUCCAGUGCGCCUCGGGUUGGUCCUACUUUGGCCCAUCCGCAAGCAUGACCUGCCGUGCUAAAGGUGAACUGGAUGGCCGACUCCCUCAGUGCACCAAGGUCUCGUGCCCCCUGCACUCUGUGGAGACGGUGGAAGGCUGUGAUUGCAUCCAAGGCUACUCCGGCACCGUCACCUGGAAUUCACCGUCGCAGACUUAUUUAACAAGCUGCCAGGAGUGUGCUGGCUGCGGUGUGGGACAGUAUCGGUCUGAGUGCGGAGGCUCGACACCGGGCGAAUGCCGCAACUGCACGAAUGCCGGGCCUGGGUACUACUAUGUGUCAGAUGGUGGUGCACAGCCACAUGGCUGCCAAACGCAGCCCUGCGUCCAAUGCCCUACCGGACGUUACCCACGUGGGUGUGGGGGCAACUACCCAGGCAGGUGCCAGGAGUGCGUGAACAUGCCAAACGCCACUCCCUCCACGCAUUACUUCUCUUCAUCGGGUACCGUGGAUGGCAUCUGCGAGCUGCAGGACUGUGCGCCGGAUUGCGGCGUCGGCCAGUAUCGUGCGCUCUGCGGGGGUGUCAACCCUGGGUAUUGCCGCGCCUGCUCUCCGCCUGCGCCGGGCCAGUACCUUGCAAGCUCUGGUGGCUUGGAGGAUGCCUGCCUUACGCAAUCCUGCGGCGGCUGUGAGGUUGGUUUCUUCCGUGAUGGUUGUGAUAUGGCCAGCCUGGGUACGUGCGCACCCUGCACAAAUGGACCGCGCUACGGCUUCUUCUACAAUUCGUCCAGCAUUUUUCCGAAUGACUGCGAGUACCUUCAAUGUGGCGAGUGCCCUGUCGGGCAGUACCGUGCCAACUGCGGUGGUGCCAGUGACGGCUUCUGCCUACCUUGUACUAAGAUUCCCAACACAUAUUUUGUUGGCAGCGGUGGGCUUGUGGAUGCUUGCCCUUCGCGACCGUGUGCAGCAGAUGAGGAAGAGUGCGAGGUUGGAAUGUACAGACAAGGCUGCGGGUCGUUUGAAAACCCUUCCUCGCCUGGCACAUGCGCCAACUGCAGUGAGCACAAGCAAAGCUAUUUCUUUGUCACCAAUGGAGGCACAAGCAGCCGAGGUUGCAGUGAGGAACCGUGCCAGCGCUGCUCGGCCGGCUGGGUCCGGAUCGGGUGCGAGGGUGCCUCACAGGGCACCUGCGAGCGCUGCGACUACGAAGAGGGUUACUACUUCACUGGAGAUGGAGGUUUUGGCGAGCAAGGCCUGACGUGUCCACGCAGACUUUGUGUGCUAUCUUCGUCUGCAUGCUUCGCUGGCUACUACUUGAGCAGCUGCGGAUCCGAUGCGGACCACGUGAACCCGGGCACCUGUACAGAAUGUCCACCUGGGAGGUUCCAGGACGAGGUGAACCAAGACCACUGCAAGGAGGCACCAGCAGGAACCUUUGCUACACAGGCAGCUCAGAAUUACACAGAGUGCCAAAUUGGACACUACCAAGACCAGGCCGGGCAAAGCCAGUGCGAGAAGUGUGCCGGUGGCGGGUCCCGCAGGCGUCGGGCAGAGGGCUGUACAAGCUGUGACCCUGGAUGGUUCAACGAGGGCACGCAGGAUGACUGUCUCCAGUGCAAGGGCGGCUACGUUCACAAAGUCGAUGGCGUGCGCCUUGAGUGCUGGCAAUGUCCACAGGGAAAGUACGACGAUGGGGAUGCAGAUGAUUGUAAAACUUGUCACGGAGGAGACGUGCGAAGGCGUGUUGCAGCAGCUGAAGCAAGCCGGACCUUUGAGACCGGCGCCGUGCAGUGUACUCCGUGCUUGAGUGGCAAGUGGAAUCCAAACUCGGGUAUUGUUGCCUUGACUGAUUCGUGUGAUCUGUGCAUCGGACAGGUGGUCAGGGAUGCUUCGAAUAUG